GUCCGAAGGACUCGGCAGGACAGCGAGCUGGUGGCUGCGGGCGGCGCCGAGCGUGCCAGCGAACGAGGCCGGGCCAUGGGGCAGCGGGCAGUGGGCUCCUUGCUGCUGGGGCUGCUGCUGCACGCGCGGCUGCUAGCGGUGACGCAUGGGCUGAGGGCCUACGAUGGCCUUUCCCUCCCUGAGGACACAGAGACUGUCACAGCGAGCCGGUAUGGCUGGACCUACUCAUACCUCUCUGAUGAUGAGGACCUGCUGGCAGAUGACGCAUCGGGAGAUGGCCUCGGCAGCGGAGACGUGGGCAGCGGGGACUUCCAGAUGGUUUAUUUCCGGGCUCUGGUAAAUUUUACACGGUCCAUUGAGUACAGCCCCCAGCUGGAGGAUGCAAAUGCCAAGGAGUUCCGAGAGGUGUCGGAGGCUGUGGUAGAAAAGCUGGAGCCUGAAUACAGGAAGAUCCCCGGAGACCAGAUUGUCAGUGUGGUGUUCAUCAAGGAACUGGAUGGCUGGGUCUUUGUUGAGCUGGAUGUUGGCUCGGAAGGGAAUGCGGACGGAUCUCAGAUUCAAGAGGUGCUGCAUACAGUGGUCUCCAGUGGCUCCAUCGGCCCCUAUGUCACCUCCCCCUGGGGGUUCAAGUUCCGACGCCUGGGCACAGUGCACCAGUUCCCAAGAGUCUGCACAGAGACGGAGUUUGCUUGCCACAGGUAUAAUGAGUGUGUGGCUCUGGAGUAUCGCUGUGACCGGAGGCCUGACUGCAGGGACAUGUCUGAUGAACUCAACUGUGAGGAGGCAGUCCCCGAGCUCAGCACCCCGACACCUGCUGUGGGGAAGGUGUCACCUUUACCACUCUGGCCAGAAGCAGCCACAACACUUCCACCGCCAGUCACGCAUGGACCUCAGUUUCUGUUACCCAGUGUUCCUGGGCCCUCAGCCUGUGGGCCCAAGGAGGCCUCAUGCCACAGCGGACACUGCAUCCCUCGAGACUACCUCUGUGAUGGACAGGAAGACUGCAGGGAUGGCAGCGACGAACUGGGCUGUGCGUCCCCUCCACCCUGUGAGCCUAACGAGUUCGCCUGUGAAAAUGGGCACUGUGCUCUCAAGUUGUGGCGCUGUGAUGGUGACUUUGAUUGUGAGGACCGGACAGAUGAGGCCAAUUGUUCUGUCAAGCAGCCUGGAGAAGUAUGUGGGCCCACGCACUUCCAGUGCGUCUCCACCAGCCGCUGCAUCCCGGCCAGCUUCCACUGUGACGAGGAAUCCGACUGCCCUGACCGAAGUGAUGAGUUUGGCUGCAUGCCUCCCCAGGUAGUGACGCCUCCCCAGCAGUCCAUCCAGGCUUCCCGGGGCCAGACAGUGACUUUCACCUGCGUAGCCACUGGUGUCCCCACACCCAUCAUCAACUGGAGGCUCAACUGGGGCCACAUCCCUGCUCAUCCCAGGGUGACAAUGACCAGCGAGGGUGGGCGUGGCACGCUGAUCAUCCGUGACGUGAAGGAGGCAGACCAGGGCGCUUACACCUGUGAGGCCAUGAACUCGCGUGGCAUGGUGUUCGGCAUUCCAGACGGCGUACUGGAGCUCGUCCCGCAGCGAGGGCCCUGCCCUGACGGGCACUUCUACCUGGAGGACAGUGCCUCCUGCCUGCCCUGCUUCUGCUUUGGUGUGACCAACGUGUGCCAGAGCAGCCUGCGUUUCCGGGACCAGAUCCGACUGAGCUUUGACCAGCCCAAUGACUUCAAGGGUGUGAAUGUGACGAUGCCCUCACAGCCCGGUGUGCCGCCCCUCUCCUCCACCCAGCUGCAGAUCGACCCCACCCUGCAGGAGUUCCAGCUGGUCGACCUGUCCCGCCGAUUUCUUGUCCACGAUGCUUUCUGGGCCUUACCCAAGCAGUUUCUGGGCAACAAGGUGGACUCCUAUGGAGGCUUCCUGCGCUACAAAGUGCGCUAUGAACUGGCACGAGGCAUGCUGGAGCCGGUGCAGAAACCAGAUGUGAUCCUCGUGGGUGCAGGGUACCGCCUACACUCUCGAGGUCACACCCCCACCCAUCCUGGAACUCUGAACCAGCGUCAGGUCCAGCUCUCAGAGGAACACUGGGUCCAUGAGUCUGGCCGGCCUGUCCAGCGGGCUGAGAUGCUGCAGGCCCUGGCAAGCCUGGAGGCUGUCCUGCUACAGACAGUGUAUAACACCAAGAUGGCCAGUGUGGGGCUGAGUGACAUUGUCAUGGACACCACUGUCACCCAUACCACCAUCCAUGGCCGGGCUCACAGUGUGGAGGAGUGCAGAUGCCCCAUUGGCUAUUCUGGUUUGUCUUGCGAGAGCUGCGAUGCCCACUUCACCCGCGUGCCUGGCGGGCCCUACCUGGGUACUUGCUCUGGCUGUAAUUGCAAUGGCCAUGCCAGCUCCUGUGACCCUGUCUACGGCCACUGCCUGAAUUGCCAGCACAACACAGAAGGACCUCAGUGUGACAAGUGUAAGCCUGGCUUCUUUGGAGAUGCCACAAAGGCCACAGCCACUGCCUGCCGGCCCUGUCCCUGCCCAUACAUCGACGCUUCCCGAAGGUUCUCAGACACUUGCUUCCUGGACACGGACGGCCAAGCCACUUGCGACGCUUGUGCCCCAGGUUACACAGGCCGCCGCUGUGAGAGCUGUGCCCUUGGAUAUGAAGGCAACCCCAUCCAGCCUGGCGGGAAGUGCAGGCCCACCACCCAGGAACUUGUGCGCUGUGAUGAGCGAGGGAGCCUGGGCACCUCAGGGGAGACUUGCCGCUGUAAGAACAAUGUAGUGGGGCGCUUGUGCAAUGAGUGCUCGGACGGCUCGUUCCACCUGAGCAAGCAAAACCCGGACGGCUGCCUCAAGUGCUUCUGCAUGGGAGUCAGUCGCCAGUGCAGCAGCUCCUCCUGGAGCCGCGCCCAGGUGCUCGGGGCCUCAGAACAGCCCUCUCAGUUCAGCCUGACCAACGCCGCAGGCACCCACACCACCAGCGAGGGGGUCUUGUCCCCCGCACCCGGGGAGCUGUCGUUCUCUUCCUUCCACAACCUCUUGUCUGAACCCUACUUUUGGAGUCUUCCCGCCAGCUUCCGAGGGGACAAGGUGACGUCCUACGGCGGAGAGCUGCGCUUCACUGUGACGCAGAGGCCCCGGCCCAGUUCUGCGCCCCUGCACAGACAGCCCCUGGUGGUGUUGCAGGGCAACAACAUUGUGUUGGAGCAUCAUGCCUCGAGGGACCCCAGCCCUGGCCAACCCAGCAACUUCAUAGUGCCCUUCCAAGAGCAAGCGUGGCAGCGGCCUGAUGGGCAGCCAGCCACACGGGAGCACCUGCUGAUGGCCCUGGCAGGCAUUGAUGCCCUCCUCAUCCAAGCAUCUUACACGCAGCAACCAGCUGAGAGCAGGCUCUCUGGUAUCAGCAUGGAUGUGGCUGUGCCAGAGAACACUGGCCAGGACUCAGCCCGGGAAGUAGAGCAGUGUACCUGCCCCCCUGGUUACCGCGGCCCUUCCUGCCAGGACUGUGACACGGGUUACACACGCGUGCCCAGCGGGCUCUACUUGGGCACCUGUGAGCGCUGUAACUGCCAUGGCCACUCAGAGACCUGUGAGCCUGAGACAGGGGCAUGCCAGAGCUGCCAGCACCACACGGAGGGUGCUAGCUGUGAACAGUGCCAGCCAGGGUACUAUGGGGAUGCCCAGCGGGGCACACCACAGGACUGCCAGCCCUGCCCAUGCUACGGAGCCCCUGCUGCUGGCCAGGCUGCCCACACUUGUUUCCUGGACACAGAUGGCCACCCCACCUGUGACUCAUGCUCACCAGGACACAGCGGGCGUCACUGUGAGAGGUGUGCCCCAGGUUACUAUGGCAACCCCAGCCAGGGCCAGCCCUGCCACAGAGAUGGUCAGGUGCCAGAGGUGCUGGGCUGUGGCUGUGACCCCCAUGGCAGCAUCAGCAGCCAGUGUGACGCCGCUGGUCAGUGCCAGUGCAAGGCCCAGGUGGAGGGCCGUACUUGCAGUCACUGCCGACCUCACCACUUCCACCUGAGUGCCAGCAACCCGGAAGGCUGCCUGCCCUGUUUCUGCAUGGGUGUCACCCAGCAGUGCGCCAGCUCCUCUUACUCCCGCCAGCUGAUCUCUACCCACUUUGCUCCUGGGGACUUCCAAGGCUUUGCUCUGGUGAACCCUCAANGCAACAGCCAACUGACAGGGGGCUUCACUGUGGAACCAGUGCACGAUGGGGCCCGCCUCUCUUUCAGCAACUUUGCCCACCUCGGCCAAGAGUCCUUCUACUGGCAGCUGCNAGAAAUAUACCAAGGAGACAAGGUGGCAGCCUAUGGCGGGAAGCUGCGGUACACCCUCUCCUACACAGCCGGGCCACAGGGCAGCCCACUCUUGGACCCUGAUAUCCAGAUUACGGGCAAUAACAUCAUGUUGGUGGCUUCCCAGCCAGCACUACAGGGCCCAGAGAGGAGGAGCUAUGAGAUCAUCUUCCGAGAGGAGUUCUGGCGGCGGCCAGAUGGACAGCCUGCGACCCGAGAACAUUUGCUCAUGGCCCUGGCAGAUCUGGAUGAACUUCUGGUUCGGGCCACAUUCUCCUCGGUGCCACGGGCAGCCAGUAUCAGUGCCGUGAGCCUAGAAGUGGCCCAGCCAGGGCCCUCCAGUGGACCCCGAGCCCUUGAGGUGGAAGAGUGUCGCUGCCCCCCAGGCUAUGUUGGCUUGUCCUGCCAGGACUGUGCCCCGGGCUACACUCGCACUGGGAGCGGACUGUACCUUGGUCAGUGCGAGUUGUGUGAAUGCAACGGCCACUCUGACCUGUGUCACCCGGAGACUGGAGCCUGCUCGCGAUGUCAGCACAACACAGCCGGUGAGUUCUGUGAGCUGUGUGCAACUGGUUACUAUGGAGAUGCCACGGCUGGGACGCCUGAGGAUUGCCAGCCCUGUGCCUGCCCCCUGACCAACCCAGAGAACAUGUUCUCCCGCACCUGUGAGAGCCUCGGAGCUGGAGGGUACCGCUGCACCGCCUGUGAACCUGGCUACACUGGGCAGUACUGUGAGCAGUGUGCCCCAGGCUAUGAGGGUGACCCCAAUGUACAAGGAGGCCGGUGCCAGCCACUGACAAAAGAGUCCCUGGAGGUUCAGAUCCAUCCGUCUCGGAGCGUGGUUCCCCAAGGCGGCCCACACUCCCUGAGGUGCCAGGUCAGUGGGAGCCCACCACACUACUUCUACUGGUCCCGUGAAGAUGGACGGCCCUUGCCCAGCAGUGCUCAACAGCGGCAUCAAGGCUCUGAGCUCCACUUCCCUAGCGUGCAGCCCUCCGACGCCGGCGUCUACAUCUGCACCUGCCGAAACCUGAUUCACACGAGCAACAGCAGGGCUGAGCUACUGGUCGCUGAGGCUCCCAGCAAGCCCAUCACAGUGACAGUGGAGGAGCAGCGGAGCCAGAGUGUGAGGCCCGGAGCUGACGUCACCUUCAUCUGCACGGCCAAGAGCAAAUCCCCAGCCUACACCCUGGUAUGGACCCGCCUGCACAACGGGAAGCUGCCGUCCCGUGCUAUGGACUUCAACGGCAUCCUGACCAUUCGCAAUGUGCAGCCAAGUGACGCGGGCACCUACGUGUGUACUGGCUCCAACAUGUUCGCUAUGGACCAGGGCACAGCCACACUGCAUGUUCAGGUCUCAGGCACCUCCACUGCCCCUGUGGCCUCCAUACACCCGCCACAGCUCACCGUGCAGCCGGGACAACAAGCUGAGUUCCGCUGUAGUGCCACGGGGAACCCCACCCCCAUGCUGGAAUGGAUAGGGGGUCCUAGCGGCCAGCUUCCUGCGAAGGCUCAGAUCCACAACGGCAUCCUGCGCUUGCCAGCCAUUGAACCCUCAGAUCAGGGCCAGUACCUGUGCCGCGCCUUCAGCAGCGCUGGGCAGCAUGUGGCCAGGGCUAUGCUUCAGGUGCAUGGGGGCAAUGGACCCAGGGUCCAGGUUAGCCCCGAGAGGACCCAGGUGCAUGAAGGCCGCACAGUGAGGCUGUACUGCAGGGCAGCAGGGGUACCCAGUGCCAGCAUCACCUGGAGGAAGGAGGGAGGCAGCCUGCCCCCACAGGCCCGGUCAGAGAACACAGACAUCCCCACACUGCUCAUCCCAGCCAUUACAGCUGCUGACGCUGGCUUCUACCUCUGUGUGGCCACCAGCCCCACAGGCACCGCCCAGGCCCGCAUUCAGGUGGUCGUCCUCUCAGCUUCGGGUGCCAACUCAGUGCCAGUCAGGAUCGAAUCCUCGUCGCCAUCCGUGACGGAAGGACAGACACUUGACCUUAACUGUGCGGUGAUGGGGUUGACCUACACCCAGGUCACAUGGUACAAGCGAGGGGGCAGCCUGCCUCCCCAUGCCCAGGUCCACGGCUCCCGGCUGCGGCUCCCGCAGGUCUCACCGGCAGAUUCUGGAGACUAUGUGUGCCGAGUGGAGAGUGAUGUGGGCCCUAAGGAGGCUUCCAUUGUUGUCUCUGUCCUUCACAGCCCCCAUUCAGGCCCCAGCUACACCCCAGCCACCAGCAUCACCCCACCCAUCCGCAUUGAAUCCUCGUCCUCCCACGUGGCCGAAGGACAAACCCUGGAUCUGAACUGCGUGGUGCCUGGGCAGGCACAGGUGACGUGGCGCAAACGUGGAGGCAGCCUUCCCGCCAGGCACCAGACCCAUGGUUCCCUGCUGAGACUACACCAGGUGUCCCCUGCCGACUCAGGCGAGUAUGUGUGCCAUGUCGUCCUGGGCUCUGAGCACACAGAAACCUCUGUCCUGGUCACCAUCGAACCUGCCGAGUCUAUCCCUGCCCCUGGACCUGCCCCUCCUGUCAGAAUUGAGGCCUCAUCCUCCACUGUGACUGAGGGUCACAUGCUGGAUCUCAACUGUGUGGUGGCAGGACAGGCCCAGGCACAGGUCACAUGGUACAAGCGUGGGGGCAGCCUGCCAGCCCGGCAUCAGGUCCGCGGCUCCCGCCUGUACAUCUUACAGGCUUCCCCAGUAGAUGCUGGAGAAUAUGUGUGCAGGGCAGGCAAUGGGCAGGAAGCCACCAUCACAGUCACGGUCACACGCAACCAAGGGGCCAACCUUGCCUACCCCCCGGGUAGCACGUCACCCAUUCGCAUUGAGUCCUCUUCCUCUCACGUGGCUGAGGGGCAGACCCUGGAUCUAAAUUGUGUGGUGCAAGGACAGGCCCAUGCCCAGGUCACAUGGCACAAGAGAGGAGGCAGCCUGCCUGCCCGGCACCAGACCCAUGGCUCCCUGCUGCGGCUGCACCAGGUGUCUCCUGUGGACUCAGGAGAAUAUGUGUGCCGAGUGGAGGGAGGGCCCGUGCCUCUGGAGAGCUCUGUCCUGGUGGCCAUUGAGCCUGCAGGCACUGCACCUCCAGUCCGAAUUGAAUCAUCUUCCUCCCACGUGUCGGAAGGGCAGAGUCUGGAUCUGAAUUGCCUUGUUUCUGGGCAGACUCACCCCCAGAUCUCCUGGCACAAGCGUGGGGGCAGCCUCCCUGCCCGGCAUCAGGUACAUGGCUCAAGACUGAGACUUCUCCAGGUGACCCCGGCUGACUCUGGAGAGUAUGUGUGCCGAGUCGUCAGUGGCUCAGGCACCCAAGAAGCCUCUGUCCUUGUCACCAUCCAGCAGACCCUCAGCCCCUCCCACUCCCAGAGUGUGGUGCACCCAGUGCGCAUUGAAUCCUCGUCACCUUCGCUGGCCAAUGGGCAUACUCUGGACCUGAACUGCCUGGUUGCCAGUCUCACCCCCCACACCAUCACCUGGUACAAGCGCGGAGGCAGCUUACCCAGCCGGCAUCAGAUUGUGGGCUCCCGCCUCCGGAUCCCUCAAGUGACCCCAGCGGACUCCGGAGAGUAUGUGUGUCACGUCAGUAACGGCGCUGGCUCCCAGGAGACCUCUCUCAUCGUUACCAUCGAGAGCAGAGGGCCAUCCCAUGUGCCCAGUGUCUCCCCACCAAUGAGAAUUGAGACCUCAUCUCCCACAGUGACGGAAGGACAGACCCUGGAUCUGAACUGUGUGGUGGUCGGGCGGCCUCAGGCAACCAUCACAUGGUAUAAGCGUGGGGGCAGCCUGCCAUUCAGACACCAGGCCCAUGGCUCUCGUCUACGGCUACACCACAUGUCGGUGGCUGACUCCGGCGAGUAUGUGUGCCGAGCCAACAACAACAUUGACGCCCAGGAGACCUCCAUCAUGAUCUCGGUCUCCCCUAGCAACAACAGUCCCCCUGCCCCCGCCAGCCCUGCACCCAUCAGAAUAGAGUCUUCCUCUUCACAUGUGGCCGAAGGACAGACCCUGGAUCUGAACUGUGUGGUCCCUGGGCACGCCCAUGCCCAGGUCACAUGGCACAAGCGAGGGGGUAGCCUGCCCACUCAUCAUCAGACGCACGGCUCAAGGCUUCGGCUGUACCAGGUGAUCCCAGCCGACUCGGGCGAAUAUGUGUGCAGCGUUCUGAGCAGCUCUGGCCCUCUGGAGGCUUCCGUCCUGGUCUCGAUUACACCAGCUGCCGCUAAUGUCCACAUCCCUGGUGGAGUCCCGCCCAUCCGCAUCGAGACUUCCUCCUCCCGAGUGGCUGAGGGGCAGACCCUGGAUCUAAGCUGUGUGGUUCCUGGGCAGGCCCAUGCCCAGGUCACAUGGCACAAACGUGGAGGCAGCCUGCCCGCUGGGCACCAGGUCCAUGGCCACAUGCUGAGACUGAACCGUGUGUCCCCAGCGGACUCUGGCGAGUACUCAUGCCAAGUGACUGGCAGCUCAGGUACCCUGGAGGCUUCUGUCCUGGUCACCAUCGAGGCCUCUGAACCCAGCCCUAUCCCUGCCCCCGGCCUGGCUCAGCCUGUCUACAUAGAGUCCUCCUCCUCCCAUUUGGCUGAAGGGCAGACUGUGGAUCUGAAGUGCGUGGUACCAGGGCAAGCCCAUGCCCGGGUCACAUGGCACAAAAGAGGGAGCAGCCUGCCUGCCCGACACCAGACUCAUGGCUCCCUGCUGAGGCUCUACAAUAUCUCCCCUGCUGACUCUGGCGAGUAUGUGUGCCAAGUGGCUGGUAGCUCCCACCCUGAGCAUGAGGCUUCCUUCAAGCUCACAGUACCCUACAGCCAAAACACUUCCUUCCGCCUCAGAAGCCCUGUCAUCUCCAUUGAGCCACCCAGCAGCACGGUACAGCAGGGCCAAGAUGCCAGCUUCAAGUGCCUUAUUCACGAGGGAGCAACGCCCAUCAAGGUUGAGUGGAAGAUUCGGGACCAAGAGCUGGAGGACAACGUUCACAUUAGCCCCAACGGCUCCAUCAUUACCAUCGUGGGCACCCGGCCCAGCAACCAUGGAGCCUACCGCUGCAUGGCUUCCAAUGUCUAUGGCAUGGCCCAGAGUGUCGUCAACCUCAGUGUGCACGGGCCCCCUACGGUGUCUGUGCUCCCCGAGGGCCCUGUGCAUGUGAAGAUGGGGAAGGACAUCACCCUGGAGUGCAUUAGUUCCGGAGAACCGCGCUCUUCCCCUCGUUGGACCCGACUCGGCAUCCCUGUCAAGUUGGAGCCGCGGAUGUUUGGGCUCAUGAAUAGCCACGCGAUGCUGAAGAUCGCAUCCGUGAAACCAUCAGAUGCAGGCACCUACAUGUGCCAAGCCCAGAACGCCCUAGGCACGGCACAGAAGCAGGUGGAGCUGAUCGUGGACACUGGCACCGUGGCCCCGGGGGCUCCCCAGGUCCAAGUUGAAGAAGCUGAGCUGACCUUGGAGGCUGGCCACACAGCCACUUUACACUGCUCAGCCACGGGCAACCCCCCACCCACCAUCCACUGGUCCAAGCUGCGCGCCCCACUGCCCUGGCAGCACCGGAUAGAAGGCAACACACUGGUCAUUCCCCGGGUGGCCCAGCAGGACUCAGGACAGUACAUCUGUAACGCCACCAACUCUGCUGGGCACACUGAAGCCACCGUUGUCCUGCAUGUGGAGAGUCCUCCAUAUGCCACCAUAAUUCCAGAACAUACCUCAGUGCAGCCAGGGAAACUGGUUCAGCUGCAGUGCCUGGCUCACGGCACGCCCCCACUCACCUACCAGUGGAGCCUUGUGGGCGGUGUCCUCCCCGAGAAGGCGGUUGCCAGGAACCAGCUGCUGCGCCUGGAGCCCACAGUCCCCGAAGACUCUGGCCGCUACCGCUGCCAGGUCUCCAACAGGGUGGGCUCCGCGGAGGCCUUUGCUCAAGUCCUGGUCCAAGGCUCCUCUAGCAAUCUCCCUGACACUUCCAUCCCGGGAGGAUCCACACCCACUGUGCAAGUCACUCCUCAGCUAGAGACCCGGAACAUAGGGGCCAGCGUUGAGUUCCACUGUGCUGUGCCCAAUGAGCGUGGCACCCACCUUCGCUGGCUCAAGGAGGGCGGUCAGCUGCCUCCUGGACACAGUGUACAAGAUGGAGUCCUCAGAAUCCAGAACUUAGACCAGAGCUGCCAAGGGACAUAUGUCUGUCAGGCCCAUGGGCCUUGGGGACAAGCCCAGGCCACUGCCCAGCUGAUCGUUCAAGCCUUGCCCUCCGUGCUGAUCAAUGUCCGCACCUCCGUGCACUCCGUGGUAGUCGGCCACUCUGUGGAGUUUGAGUGCUUGGCCCUGGGUGACCCUAAGCCUCAGGUGACAUGGAGCAAAGUCGGGGGACACCUACGGCCUGGCAUCGUGCAAAGCGGAAGCAUCAUCAGGAUUGCCCACGUGGAGCUGGCUGAUGCAGGACAGUACCGCUGUGCAGCUACCAAUGCCGCCGGCACCACCCAGUCCCACGUGCUGCUGCUGGUACAAGCCUUGCCCCAGAUCUCAACUCCCCCGGAGAUCCGAGUGCCUGCCGGUUCUGCGGCUGUCUUCCCAUGCAUGGCCUCAGGCUACCCGACGCCUGCCAUCACCUGGAGUAAGGUGGACGGUGACCUGCCACCCGACAGUCGCCUGGAAAACAAUAUGCUGAUGCUACCAUCAGUUCGCCCCGAGGAUGCCGGCACCUAUGUGUGCACUGCCACCAACCGGCAGGGCAAGGUCAAAGCCUUUGCCUAUCUGCAGGUGCCAGAGCGAGUGAUACCCUACUUCACCCAGACACCCUACUCCUUCCUGCCACUUCCCACCAUCAAAGAUGCCUAUAGGAAGUUUGAGAUCAAGAUCACCUUCCGGCCAGACUCUGCAGAUGGUGAGCAGGCACCUCGUGGGACUGGGAGACUGGCCUGGGGUCCGUCGGCCUGGGCCUGUCUGAAGACACGUUUACAAACACUUUCUUGCCCCUCCCCCACCCCCUGGAGCAGAUUUGAUGCAGGCUCUGGCAUGGCCACUAUCCGCCACCCCACACCUCUGGCCCUAGGCCAGUUCCACACCGUGACCCUGUUACGAAGCCUCACUCAAGGAUCUCUGAUUGUGGGCAAUUUGGCCCCUGUCAAUGGGACCUCCCAGGGCAAGUUCCAAGGUUUAGACCUGAAUGAGGAGCUGUAUCUGGGUGGCUACCCUGACUACGGUGCCAUCCCCAAGGCUGGGCUGAGUAGUGGCUUUGUAGGCUGUGUACGUGAGCUGCGUAUCCAAGGCGAGGAGAUUGUCUUCCAUGACGUCAACCUCACAACACAUGGCAUCUCCCACUGCCCUACUUGCCAGGACCGACCCUGCCAGAAUGGGGGCCAGUGCCAAGAUUCCGAGAGCAGCAGUUACACGUGUGUCUGCCCUGCUGGUUUCACUGGCAGCCGCUGUGAACAUUCGCAAGCCCUGCACUGCCACCCCGAGGCCUGUGGGCCCGACGCCACUUGUGUGAACCGGCCAGAUGGUCGAGGCUACACCUGUCGCUGCCACCUGGGCCGCUCUGGGGUGAGGUGUGAAGAAGGUGUAACGGUGACCACCCCAUCGAUGUCUGGUGCUGGCUCCUACCUGGCACUACCAGCUCUCACCAACACUCACCAUGAGCUACGCCUGGAUGUGGAAUUCAAGCCGCUGGAACCCAAUGGGAUCUUACUGUUCAGUGGGGGCAAGAGCGGGCCUGUGGAAGACUUUGUGUCCCUAGCGAUGGUUGAUGGCCACCUGGAGUUCCGCUAUGAGUUAGGGUCAGGUCUGGCUGUUCUGCGGAGCCACGAGCCACUGGCUUUAGGACGCUGGCACCGAGUGUCUGCGGAACGCCUGAACAAAGAUGGCAGCCUGCGGGUGGAUGGAGGGCGUCCUGUGUUACGCUCUUCACCAGGAAAGAGCCAGGGCCUUAACCUGCAUACACUGCUCUACCUUGGUGGUGUGGAGCCCUCGGUACAGCUGUCCCCAGCCACCAAUAUGAGUGCUCACUUCCACGGCUGUGUGGGUGAGGUAUCUGUGAAUGGCAAGCGGUUGGACCUCACCUACAGCUUCUUGGGCAGCCAGGGUGUGGGUCAGUGCUAUGACAGCUCCCCAUGCGAGCGCCAACCCUGCCGGAAUGGUGCCACGUGCAUGCCUGCGGGCGAAUAUGAGUUCCAGUGCCUCUGUCAAGAUGGCUUCAAAGGAGACCUUUGUGAACAUGAGGAGAACCCUUGCCAGCUGCAUGAACCAUGUCUGAAUGGUGGCACCUGCCGGGGUGCCCGAUGCCUCUGUCUGCCUGGCUUCUCUGGUCCACGCUGCCAACAAGGCGCUGGAUAUGGGGUAGUGGAGUCAGACUGGCACCCUGAAGGCAGUGGAGGCAAUGAUGCCCCUGGGCAAUAUGGAGCCUACUUUUAUGACAAUGGCUUCCUAGGCCUCCCUGGUAACAGUUUCUCAAGGAGCCUGCCUGAAGUACCCGAGACCAUUGAAUUCGAGGUUCGGACCAGCACAGCUGACGGCCUCCUGCUCUGGCAGGGUGUGGUGAGAGAGGCCAGCCGCAGCAAGGACUUCAUUAGCCUUGGACUACAGGAUGGCCAUCUAGUCUUCAGCUACCAACUGGGCAGUGGGGAGGCCCGUCUUGUCUCAGAAGACCCCAUCAAUGACGGCGAGUGGCAUCGGAUAACAGCACUGCGAGAGGGCCAGAGAGGCUCCAUCCAAGUAGACGGUGAGGAUCUGGUCACCGGCCGGUCCCCAGGUCCUAAUGUGGCGGUCAACACCAAGGACAUCAUCUACAUUGGCGGUGCCCCAGAUGUGGCCACACUGACCAGGGGCAAGUUCUCCUCUGGGAUAACAGGCUGUAUCAAGAAUCUGGUGUUGCACACGGCCCGGCGUGGAGCCCCGCCCCCACAGCCCCUGGACCUGCAGCAUCGGGCCCAGGCAGGGGCCAACACACGGCCCUGCCCCUCAUAGGCACCCACCUGCCUCCCACGGACUCAUGGGCAGCACCCAGCCUGACAGUGUCGAGUAUAUUAUUAUUAAUAUUAUUAUGAUCUUUUGUAAGAGACAGGCAAGGCCACGCUUCGCUGCUACCGCCCUGGGCUGGACUGGAGGGUGGGUGCGCCAACUUCCCACGCAUUCGUGGGCAGAGCCCCGAGGAUGGUGGGCAGGACAAGGGGACUGGAAGAGGUUUCCUCAGAAGGCUCCCGGAACUUGGAGUCAGGCAUCGUGACUGGUAGGGCUCAGAACUGUUCCCAUCCCUUUCCCUGCUUCAGCGUCAGUCUGGGCUGCCCAUUUCAGCAGGCCGUGCGGACAGUCCUCAUUGCUGUGAGCGCCAGCCUCAGUUAUCACCUGGUGCCUCACUGUCAAACUGAACGAGGGGGUGUGGCCAUGGCCUGAGCCACUGUUCUGGGAGCAGAAGGCAGCUCACUGUCUACCCCCACCUCCCCACAAGGGCCACAUACCAUCCCAGCCUCCUCCACACCCACCUAGCCAGAGGUCCCAUGUCCCUGGCAGUCUCCCCUCCCACCCAGCCCUCCUCCACCUGCAUUCCCCGACCCCUACCCCCACNCCACCCCCACCACCCCAACCCUCCCCACCCCACCCCACACACACACAGCCCAGGGCUCUGCCCUCAGGAGCUGCAAGGGAAACCAACUCGUUCCCAGAAUCGCUAGGCAGAGCCCAGCAAUGAAGUCCCACCACACCAAGCCACACCCCCCACUCUUCUGGAGGUGAAGGCCCAGGGCGUGGGGGAGCAGGGAUCAGGAACACCAGUGGCUUGGUGGAGGCAGCUGAGACCUCAGCUUGGGAAGGGAAGGAGGGAUGAUGAUAACCCUGCCCGUUUGGGAGCCUGAGGACCUGACUAAGGGGUAAGCAGGCCCAGACUGUGGCUCUUGGGUCCUAGAGGGAACCCCCUGUGGUCUUUCUCUGAUUUUUUUUUUCUUAAUAAACGGUGCUAUCCCUGCUA
This is a messenger RNA of Mus caroli (Ryukyu mouse), 14215 nucleotides long. The record is from RefSeq and is a predicted model, not a curated record. NCBI's taxonomy places the organism in Eukaryota, Metazoa, Chordata, Mammalia, Rodentia, Muridae.